Molecule: messenger RNA, 2508 nt
Organism: Chinchilla lanigera (long-tailed chinchilla)
Lineage: Eukaryota; Metazoa; Chordata; Mammalia; Rodentia; Chinchillidae
Gene: Slco6a1
Product: solute carrier organic anion transporter family, member 6A1
Exons: 14
Coding region: 136-2313 (725 amino acids)
Biological process (GO): sodium-independent organic anion transport; transmembrane transport
Cellular component (GO): membrane
Molecular function (GO): protein binding
Source: RefSeq, a predicted model, not a curated record
CCCGCGUGGAAGCAAAGGAGGAGAAGAGCCUGGGAAGUUGUCCCAGGGCAACGGUCACUCCCGCGCGGACGCACGUCUCCCCCGGCCGAGCAGCCCCGUUGGCUCCGCUCCUCAGGGGAGUCCCCAGCGGCAGCCAUGCCGCAAGGCCCAGCGCUGCGCCUGGUGACCCUGCGGGAAGCCCAGGUGGAAGCGGAGUCGGGGCCCACGUCUGAGCAGCCUAUGAAGAGGGCCCAGGAUGCCCAGGAGGAGGAGAAGGAGGCCAAGGCCUCCAAGAAAAAGCCCCCCUACCUCACGGUGCUCCCGAAAGCCAUGCUCAGGUUCACCCGGGCCACAAAGAGGAAGAAGGCCAAGCUCUCCGCGCUCAAGAAGGCGCCGGGGAAGCAGUCCGCCGGCUCCGCGGGGGACAGGUGCGGCCUGGGCUGCCUCGUGAUCCCCUUCUGCCAGCGUUUCAACAGCAUUCAGUGGUUCAUGGCUUUCUACUGCGUCCUGCUCGUGUGUCAGGGUAUUGUGUUUGGUCUUAUUGAUCUGAGCAAUAAUGAUUUUGAACAACACCAUAUUCUGACAACCACUGAGAAAUUAGCAUUGACACUCAGUUAUGAUAUUUCUUCUUGCUUGGUGGCAGUAUUUAUAGCAUACUAUGGAGGGAGCGGAAACAGAAUAAAGUGGAUUGCAUUUUCCUCCUUUCUGGUAGGAUUUGGAUCACUUUUACUUGCUUUUCCAUACUUCGGUGUUAAAAGUUAUGAAUCAGAGGUAAAAACUGAAGAUAUUUGCAGCACAACGAAGAUUCUUGAUCCCUGUCUGAGAAGCAAAUCAUCAUUUCAAGCAAAAUAUGUAACGUUUUUCGCUCUUGGACAGAUAGUUCAGGGAAUGGCAGGAAUGCCUCUUUACAUCCUUGGGAUAACCUUUCUUGACGACAAUGUUUACACACACUCAUCUGGCAUCUAUUUAGGUAUUGCAGAUGCUGCAGCAAUACUCGGUUAUGCUUUGGGGUAUGCAAUAGGAGCGCCACAACUUGAGUCCUCUCAAAACAGUACUUCUCAAGCAGAAAAUGUUCUCAGCCCUGCUGCUGAUGUACAACAGGGGAAGAAUUGGUGGCCUGAUUUUCUUUUUGUCUCUCUGCUUGCAUGGUCUACACUGAUACCAUUCUUAUGCUUUCCAUACAAUAUAGCAGGUACAGCAAAGAUAAGAGCUAGGAAACAAAAAGAGUUUUAUAUGUUUGACAGCAACCUUAAAUAUUGGAAAUUUGGACCAAGUAUUAAGGAGUUGUUUGGUGCUGUUUGGAUGCUGCUGAAGACUCCAGUGUUUAUGUACCAAGCUCUGUCCAAAGCUUCAGAAUCUUUAAUUAUUAUUGGAGCCACUGAAUUUUUGCCUAUAUAUUUAGAAAAUCAGUUUAUAUUAACACCCGCGAUGGCAGCUUCACUUACAGGACUUAUUUUAAUUCCAGGAGGUGCACUUGGCCAACUUCUAGGAGGCAUCAUUGUUUGCCAGUUGGAAAUGUCCUGUAAAGCCCUGAUGAGAUUUAUAAUAGCUUCAUGUACUGUAUCAAUUGUAUUUCUUGGAAUAUUAAUUUUUGUACACUGUGAUCCGGUGAGGUUUGCUGGAAUCAAUGAGAAUUACAAUGGAACAGGUCAGCUGGGAAAUCUCACAGCUCCCUGCAAUGAUAGGUGCAGAUGCUCAACAUCACUGUAUGCCUCUGUGUGUGGAAGGGAUAUGGUUGAAUAUUUUUCUCCAUGCUUUGCAGGCUGCACGAGUUCAAAAACUAUAGACAAUCAAAAGAAGUACUAUAACUGUUCAUGCAUUAAAGAAGGAUUAACAACUGCUGAUGCACAUGGUGAUUUUAUUGAUGCUGUACUUGGGAAAUGUGAUAUGUACUGUUACACAUUACCUUUGUUUUUUGCAUUUAUUUUUUCUGCAAUUGUUUUCUCUGGUUUUUGUGGUGUACCAAUCACUCUGAUUAUCUUCCGGACUAUACCUGAGCAGCUCCAUUCUCUCGCCAUCGGUAUAACCUAUGUGAUUAUAAGAAUAUUCGGGACAAUUCCUGGGCCAUUACUUUUUAAAAAAACAGGAGAAACCUCAUGCACCUUUUGGGAUAUCAGUAAAUGUGGACACAUGGGACGUUGUUGGGUCUAUAACAAGACAAAAAUGGCAUUCAUUUUGCUUGGAAUAUGUUCUCUUUUCAAAAUAUGCACUAUCUGUUUUACUACCAUUGGAUUUUACAAAUACAGCCAUUUUAUAAAGGAAAAAAGAGGCAUCCUGCAAGAUAUACCUUGGAAGCCUACAAAAACAAAAAGAAAGAAAAGGACUCGCUUUUAACUAGGCCUUCAUCAUCAGGAUUGUUGAAAAUCUGAGAGUCAGAGUCUGAAAACAGAUGUGUCUCUUUUAAAGAUGCCAGAAGAUGUGUCGCUGUAUCUUACAUUCAGAAGAGGAAAAUCACACAAUGUUUACCUGUCUCAGAAAAGAACUUAUAGUGAUUUAUAUUUUAAUAAUAAAGUACCUUCUUCUAAGGAA